AUAAACUAAAAUAAUUAUUUUAUUUUUUAUGAGGAUUUAUUAAUUGUAAUUAAUAUAAAUUUAAUUUUAAAGCCAGAUUGUAUAAUACAAGGAAGAAGAUAUUUACAGUUUAUUUAUCGUUCUUCGAGUUAUAAACAAAUUUAUUAAAUGGAAUUCAAGGUUAUUCUGCUGGCAACUCUCAUCCUUAUUACUGAAAAUGUAUUAUGUAAGUCUAAUCUUGUCGAUAGAAGAUGCUUAAAUUGCUUUUGUCAGGCACAAAGCAAUUGUAACAUGUCAGCCGAAUGCAUCAAUAUGCCUUUUACCGUAUGCGGUCCGUACAAGUUGAGUCACGGAUAUUGGAUAGACGGAGGCAAACUCGGAUAUCAACUUGAAAAUGACGAUUCCAACAAGGAACGUGAGGAUUUCGAACGGUGUUCAAAAAAUAAAGCGUGUGCGGAGCAAACCAUAGAAAACUACAUGAAAGAGUACACGAAAGACUGCAAUGACAAUGGCAUAGUGGAUUGUGUGGAUUACUUUCGGAUCCACGUAGGAGGACCCGGAGGAUGUACAGGACAUGGGUUUGAGAGUGGUUUGGAAUGGUUGAGGUUUUUAGAAUGCUAUCUUAAUACGGCUACGAACGUAAGCGAAGCAUUAAUUAAUUUAGGCAUUGUAAGAUUACAUUAAAUACAUUAGAAGAUGUCAGAGAAAUCAUUAAUAAAGCCAAACCUCGAUGUAUCAUCUUUCAAAAUCGGUAAGGCGCUAAACGGAUUCUUCUCUUAGUGUCUGCAAUGCAAAAUGCAUUAUUAUCCUCGAUCGCGUGAGACUCAAACUUGUGUACACGUCAUUGAUAUAGCUUAAGAUUCGUGUACUGUACUUGGGUUUAGCGUCACACUCGAUUUAAUGCCAAUUUUAGAGUCGAACCGAUAGACGACGGAGCUAAAUAUAUUGAAAUUUGGUUGAUAAAAUUUCUAUUUUAUCAUUAAAUUUUGCAUAAUAAUUGAAAGUUUUCGGUGGAAAGAUGGAAAUAUUUUUACAUUUCUCACGUGUAUUUAACCUUCUAUUAAGAGCUUUUAUGUAAAAUAAAUGUGGAGAAAGUAAAUGGAGUAAUUAAAUUUAUUGAAGUGGAAGAUGCAAUCAUCCGGAUAAAAUUAUUGAUUCUUUCUAUCGACUCAUGAAUAUUUUCUUCUUUAUUUCUACAUUUAAUCAAUGGUAGCCGAUAGCAGAUGAUUUAAGCUGAAAAAUUGUUUUUUCUAGAAAUAAAAUUCUGUAAUUUUUUUUUAAUUUUACAAUUAAUUAUAAGAAAUCUGCUAUAAAAUACGAUAUAUUUUUAUACUAAAUUUAAAUAUUUUUCAAAGGUUUUAUCCAUUAGAAAACCGCAUAAAGCGCGAAAUUCUUCCUUAAAAUUAUCGUUUUAUCAGAGAAAAUUAAGGAAAAUAUUCUAUUAAUUAAUAGUUCGGAGUUAAAUUGUAAUUCGUAAUAAAAUAUAAAGAAAUUUUAAUGCGUAAAACCUACUUAUGACAGUAUUUGUACGUUCGUUUGCCUGUACUUGUUCAAUGAAUCUCUUAACGCGGUAUUACUUUCGGUGUUUCGAUUUUUAAAUUGAGUUUUAAUCAAGAAAAAUCCAAUAAAAUUGUGAAC
Messenger RNA from Centruroides sculpturatus (bark scorpion), 1617 nucleotides. Its product is annotated as lysozyme-like. Gene Ontology annotation, molecular function: lysozyme activity. The record is from RefSeq and is a predicted model, not a curated record. Bases 148 to 663 code for a protein of 171 amino acids. Lineage: Eukaryota; Metazoa; Arthropoda; Arachnida; Scorpiones; Buthidae. The transcript has 5 exons.